This is a messenger RNA of Odobenus rosmarus divergens (Pacific walrus), 624 nucleotides long. RefSeq names its product EP300 interacting inhibitor of differentiation 2. Gene Ontology annotation, molecular function: transcription corepressor activity. NCBI's taxonomy places the organism in Eukaryota, Metazoa, Chordata, Mammalia, Carnivora, Odobenidae. The transcript has a single exon. Gene Ontology annotation, biological process: negative regulation of DNA-templated transcription. Gene Ontology annotation, cellular component: nucleoplasm. Bases 1 to 570 code for a protein of 189 amino acids. The record is from RefSeq and is a predicted model, not a curated record.
AUGUCCGAGCUGCCUGCCGACUGCAGUGUCCGGCAGACGGACGCCGCGAAUGGCCACCGCGACGUCCGGCAGGCGGAGGUAGGCGGCGGGAGGCGGGAGCCGGCCCCGGCGCGGCCCGCGGAGCCCGGAGAAGGUCCGGCGGCGGCGGCGGCCGCCGAGGAGGCCGGCGAGGCAGCGGUCGCCCGCGAGCUGGCGGGGCCGGCGGAGGAAGAGGGCGCGCAGGCCAGACCCCGGUCCCGGCCGGCGAACGGCCCGGGCCUGGCUGCGUUGCCGUACCUCCGCCUCCGUCACCCACUUAGUGUUUUAGGAAUCAAUUACCAGCAGUUCCUCCGCCACUACCUGGAGCACUACCCGAUCGCUCCCGGCAGAAUCCAGGAGCUGGAAGAACGCCGCAGGAGGUUCGUGGAAGCCUGCCGAGCCCGGGAAGCCGCGUUCGAUGCCGAGUAUCAGCGGAAUCCCCAGAGGUUGGAUUUUGACAUUUUGACAUUUACUAUAGCUCUCACCGCAUCUGAGGUUAUCAAUCCUCUGAUAGAAGAACUUGGUUGUGAUAAGUUUAUCAGCAGGGAAUAGUCUGGUGAUGGAACUGCUUCGAGGAGAGCGAGACUUAAACGCCGAUCCUGUCGC